GUCACUCUUGGAGUCAAAGACUUGUUAACUUGAAUUUAGGGAACAUUUGAUACAGUUCAUUCUGUUUGCUCCAAUUAGCUGUUGUCAGUAAUAAACUCACUUUUGGUUUAAUUAAUAUAUAAUACAUAAUCAAAAACUACUCAGAUAAAAGCUCAUUAGAGUACAUUGAAGGCUUUAACCCUUUAACUCCAGAAGUGAUUAAAAUGUUACUUCUCCGUAUUAAAUCCAUACAUUAUUCAGCAAACAGGUAAUGAGAAUACUCAAAUUUAUCAGAUUGAAGUUGUUAUCUUGAUCGAACACCAAAUUCUUGUAACUAACUUACAAGGAAAUAAAUAGUAGCCAGAUAGAAGAAUUGACAAGUAGAUCUUUGGACUUAAAUUUCUAAAAAGAAGUCAGAUCCAUUACAUUUGUUAUAAACCCAAAGGUGAGAAUGCCCUGAUAUAACAUUGGUUAUGUUUCCUUUUUUUUUGUACAGGUAAAUUUAGUUGAUGGUCUGCCGUCAAUUUUAUAUAAUGAAACUUGUACAGCAGGAGCUGGUACUAUUAUAUUAGAGUUUGGAAUCCUCAGCAGGCUACUGGGUGAUCCAGUUUUUGAAAAUUUUGCACGCAAAGCAGUGGAGGCUCUCUGGAAGCGCAGGUCAUUAGAGACUGGGCUGCUUGGAAAUGCUAUUAAUGUGGUAACUGGAGAAUGGACAGGAAAAAUGAGUGGAUUAGGUGCUGGCUUAGAUUCUUUUUAUGAAUAUCUUUUAAAGGGUUAUAUUAUGUUUGGGGAGACAGAGGAUCUAAAAAGAUUCAAUGAUAUCUACAAAGCCAUAAACAGAUAUCUUCGAAAAGGUCGACUUAAAUGUAACGAAGGUAAUGGUUCGACACCCUUGUAUGUGAAUGUGCAUAUGAACUCCGGCCAAACAGCUAACCUGUGGGUAGAUGCUCUGUCAGCCUCGUUUGCAGGAGUACAGGUGCUUAAAGGGGACAUCAGGGAAGCCAUUUGUACGCAUGCUCUGUAUUAUGCGAUCUGGAAAAAGUACGAGGCUAUGCCGGAGAGAUUCAACUGGCAAACUAAACAGUCAGAGGUUCACUUCUCUCCAUUACGACCAGAGCUGAUUGAAUCAACUUACCUUUUACAUCAGGCCACCCAUCACCCGUUCUACCUCCACGUUGGCAGAGAAAUCAUGAGGGACAUAGAAAAACACAGCAAAGCAAGAUGUGGUUACGCUACCUUACAUGAUGUGAAUGACAAAACUCAAGAAGAUAGGAUGGAGAGCUUCUUCUUGAGUGAAACGUGCAAAUAUCUUUAUCUCCUAUUCGAUGACAACAACCAUCUCAACCAGGACGCUUCAAACUACAUUUUUAGCACAGAAGGACAUGUCUUUAGAAUCGACUCUCGGUUUAGGAAAAGGCCAUGGGAUGAAGAGACAAAAAUGUUUGCACAGAGGACAACGAAAAGAACUUUCAACACCCAGUCCUCAGGGGGUUAUAAUGACAGUAUUGGGUGCGUCAGCUUUUGUAGUGACCUGAAUAGUCCUCUACCAAUGGACAUUCGAUACUGGAAAGAAGUAGAAGCAGCAGUUGGUGUAUGAUAGCUGUGCCAAUUACGCUGGGAAUAAACAACAAACAGCUAAUCGCGGCACAAGUUCCUUCACAUUGUGACUGCUACAUGGUACAACUGGAAAAUCAUUCAACUUCCCGGAAUUUCCUUCACACUACUACUAAGUAGUACUCAAACAGACGAAUAAAACUACAAGACGUUUGAGUCAAAGGGUUUUUUGAGAACUUGCAACUUGGGGAUUUCUUCUCAAGCAACUAUGGACCAUUGCGUUUUCUGGCUUGAGGCUUAGCGCAUAUUUUAUGGACUAAUCCAACACCUGGUUGCUGCGUCAUAGAGAUGAUCACUUGUCUCCAUGUACACUAGAUGUCUUAAAAGGGAAUUUUUUUAUCGCUACAACAGACAAAUGUACCCAGAAAUUGCUCGAUCAAGUGAGACAUCAUAUCAAUGAAACUAUGUCGAAGUACUUUGAAAGAUUUUCUGAAGUGAAAGCUUCAACGGAAGUAGUCUCUCAAGAGUGGAAAAGUCAAGUGGGGGGAGUUAGGAAAAUGGAGGCUUAAUUUCCACGUUUCAUUUUUUUAAUUGAAAAAUGUCGAAGAUUUGUGAAAAAAUGGUUCGCGGCUGGAAUAACGCGACGUUUCUUCCCGGACAAGAGAAUGAUCAGAUGCCUUGGG
This is a messenger RNA of Pocillopora damicornis (cauliflower coral), 2216 nucleotides long. RefSeq names its product ER degradation-enhancing alpha-mannosidase-like protein 1. Gene Ontology annotation, cellular component: membrane. Gene Ontology annotation, molecular function: calcium ion binding; mannosyl-oligosaccharide 1,2-alpha-mannosidase activity. The record is from RefSeq and is a predicted model, not a curated record. NCBI's taxonomy places the organism in Eukaryota, Metazoa, Cnidaria, Anthozoa, Scleractinia, Pocilloporidae. Gene Ontology annotation, biological process: mannose trimming involved in glycoprotein ERAD pathway; endoplasmic reticulum mannose trimming; carbohydrate metabolic process.